Molecule: messenger RNA, 231 nt
Organism: Blepharisma stoltei
Lineage: Eukaryota; Ciliophora; Heterotrichea; Heterotrichida; Blepharismidae
Source: the annotation of a GenBank genome assembly
AUGCAAAAAAAGAGUGAAAAAAGUACUCAUAAAAUUUUUAACAGUGCAAAUUUUGGAUGAAAAAAGUACAAAGGGAAAAAAAAAACAGAGGAAAAAAAGUACAUUGACUUUUUAUAUGAAAAUACUAAUUUUUUAAAAUAUGUUUACCUUAAAAUGAGAAGAACGCAUCAAUUUAAUUUUGCUGAUAUAUUAAUUCUCACUCCACCCCCUUUAAAAUUGGAACAAAUAUAG